This is a messenger RNA of Racocetra fulgida, 453 nucleotides long. The record is from the annotation of a GenBank genome assembly. Lineage: Eukaryota; Fungi; Glomeromycota; Glomeromycetes; Diversisporales; Gigasporaceae.
AUGUCUAAGAGGAAAAAUGUAAAUGUAAGAGUGAGUGAUGACGAGGAGUCUGAUUACAAGGAUCAAGAUGAUUUUGAAGACGAAGCUGAGUCAGACAAACAAGAAAGUGAUGAACCAAAAGUAUAUACUAAAAAAGCAAAGACCAAAAAAAAUGAAGAUGAGGAUGAGGACAGUGAUAACAGUCCCCCUCCAAAAAAGUCUAAAGGCCGAAGCAAUAAAGGCGAUCGUGGAGAAAAUGAUCAGGGUGAAGCAUAUUUCAAGAAAAGACGUGUCACUGUUCGUGAAUUUAAGGAGAUGAUUUUGGUCGAUAUUCGUGAAUGCUUUAAACAAAACGGUGAAUAUCUUCCAGGGAAAAAAGGCAUAAGUUUGCAAGUCGAUCAAUGGAACAAGCUUAAGGAAUUUGUUGAUGAUAUCGACGCCGAGGUCAAAAAGUUAGAAGAAAAGUUAGAAUAA